UUGGGGUAGGAGAAGAGGGAUCAGGACUAAGUCCCAGGUCCCGGGCGUGGCUCUCAGGGUCUCAGGGUACUGUCUGCACUGGGGAGGCGCUGCGUUGGGGAUUCCCCACUCCGCUGAGUUUCACUUCUCCCAACCUGUGUCAGGUCCUUCUUCCAGGGCACUCGGAACGCGGCCCCAGUUCCCACUCCGAUUGGGUGCUGGGUUCUAGAGAAGCCAAUCAGCGUCUCCGCGGUCCAGCUUCUAAAGUUCCCACCCAGAGUCAGAUUCUUCCCGGACACCUAGAAUGGGGUCAUGGCUCCCCGAACCCUCCUCCUGCUGCUCUCGGGGGUCCUGGCCCUGACCGAGACCUGGGCCGCGACGCCGCGAGUCCGAGGAUGGAGCCGCGGGCGCCGUGGAUGGAGCAGGAGGGGCCGGAGUAUUGGGACCGGGAGACGCAGAAAGCCAAGGCCCACGCACAGGUUUUCCGAGUGAACCUGCGCACCGCGCUUCGCUACUACAACCAGAGCGAGGCCGGGUCUCACACAUUCCAGAGGAUGCAUGGCUGCGACCUGGGGCCUGACGGGCGCCUCCUCCGCGGGUAUCACCAGUUAGCCUAUGAUGGCAAGGAUUACAUCGCCCUGAACGGGGACCUGAGCUCCUGGACCGCCGCGGAUAUGGCGGCUCAGGUCACACAGCGCAAGUGGGAGGCGGCCCGUGAAGCUGAGCAGCGGAGAGCCUACCUGGAGGGCGAGUGCCUGGAGUCCCUCCGCAGAUACCUGGAGAAUGGGAAGGAGACGCUGCAGCGCUCGGGCCCCCCAGAGACACACGUGACCCACCACCCCGUCUCUGACCAUGAGGCCACCCUGAGGUGCUGGGUCCUGGGCUUCUACCCUGCGGAGAUCACACUGACCUGGCAGCGGGAUGGGGAGGAGCAAACUCAGGACACUGAGCUUGUGGAGACCAGGCCAGCAGGGGACGGAACCUUCCAGAAGUGGGCGGCUGUGGUGGUGCCUUCUGGAGAAGAGCAGAGAUACACGUGCCAUGUGCAGCACCAGGGGCUGCUGGAGCCUCUCACCCUGAGAUGGGAGCCAUCUUCCCAGCCCACCAUCCCCAACGUGGGCAUCGUUGCUGGCCUGGCUGUCCUAGGAGCUGUGGUCACCAUAGCUGUGUUUGCUGCUAUGAUGUGGAGGACGAAGAACUCAAGUAGGGAACGGGUGAAGGGUAGGGUCUGGAUUUUAUUGUCCCAUUGGGGGUUUCAAGUCCCAGAUAGAAGUGUUCCCUGCCUCAUUAAUGGGAAGCACCAUCCACUCCUGGGCCGUCCCAGCCUGGGCCUUGUGUGCCGGCACGUACUCUUUUGUGUAGCACAUGUGACAAGGAAGGACAAUGUAUCACCUUGAUGGUUGUGGUGUUGGGGUCCUGAUUCCAGCAUUCACGAGUCAGGGGAAGGUGCCUGCUAAGGACAGGCUUUAGGAGGGCGGUUGGUCCAGGACCCACACCUGCUUUCCUGGUGUUUCCUGAGUCUGCCCUGGGUCUGUAGUCAUAGUUCUGGAAACUUCUCUUGGGUCCAAGACUAGGAGGUUCCUCCAAGAUCCCAUGGCCCUGCCUCCUCCCUGUCCC
Molecule: messenger RNA, 1596 nt
Organism: Rhinopithecus roxellana (golden snub-nosed monkey)
Lineage: Eukaryota; Metazoa; Chordata; Mammalia; Primates; Cercopithecidae
Product: class I histocompatibility antigen, Gogo-B*0102 alpha chain-like
Exons: 5
Coding region: 375-1376 (333 amino acids)
Biological process (GO): positive regulation of T cell mediated cytotoxicity; antigen processing and presentation of endogenous peptide antigen via MHC class I via ER pathway, TAP-independent; immune response
Cellular component (GO): external side of plasma membrane
Molecular function (GO): signaling receptor binding; peptide antigen binding
Source: RefSeq, a predicted model, not a curated record